Molecule: messenger RNA, 6550 nt
Organism: Anopheles coustani
Lineage: Eukaryota; Metazoa; Arthropoda; Insecta; Diptera; Culicidae
Exons: 5
Coding region: 232-5073 (1613 amino acids)
Biological process (GO): protein folding in endoplasmic reticulum
Cellular component (GO): cytoplasm; membrane
Source: RefSeq, a predicted model, not a curated record
GAGGUGCAAUGAUAAAAAAGUGAAAUCACACGACACCCGCGCAGUGAGCAGAUGCUCCAACAAAAUUCUCCCGUUCUCGAUGAUACAAAGUUAGCCAUAGUGCGAGAGCAAGAGCGAAAAGGAGAGUUUUGUAUGUGAGUUUCCCGUGGUGCAGUUGUACAAAUUCUGUUUUAGCGAAUUCCUUUCUUCAAUCGACCUUUUGUCAAUGUGUUCCGGAGUGGUAGAAUAAUAAUGAAACCUAGCUUACGCUAUACCUACUGCACCCUGUUACUGGUAUUUUUGGUGUCCAGUUGCACGUUGUUUAUCAUAGUGGCCUCAGAAACGCUGAAGCCUACCGCUGAUGACCAUUCGCAGCAUCUACAUCACCAUAAUCAUCAUAAACAUCAAGAACAACAUCAUGGUGCUCCGUCGAUGCCACAUCCGGCCCGAAUACCGGACGGAUCCCUCACCGUUGGUGCUAAGCAGCGCGCGGGAAGUGAUCUGUUACGCGACGGCAGUGCUGAGUAUGAGGGGAAUACCAACCAUAACAGUUUAGCAGAUGGAGUGCUUCGUGAAAAGGGCCAAAGUCGCCAACAAGUCGAGAGUCAUUCUGGGGAGCCACCAAACAGCCGUGCUAAUGUGCGACCGCUGAAGAGGCCCUCUCCGGGUGGGAAAAUCACCUCCAAGAAGGACAUUCUCACCGAAAAACCUAGUCCACAACCCGAAGAGCCUCCGGAUCUGAAGGAUGUUAUAUUUCUUGAUACCAUCUCCAAAAACGUUGGCGUCACAAACAGCGGGUUACAAGACAUUCCAGGUCCACCGUCGGUCAUAACGCUGGUGGACAACCAGCACCGCGAGCUGAACAACAUCGAGAGCAAACUGGAGGAGAACCUAGAGGCUACGCUGAAGAAUCUUUCCCACAACAACGUUCUCAACGUCCCACCGGGGGGAAUUUCGUUACAAGCAGACGAUGAACAGGCGCGGCAAAAGCAACAACCACAACAACAACAACAACAACAACAACAGCCAGAUAGCAGCACCAUCAUCGAUGCCACCGAUCGGGACGAACAGGAUGGCAGCUACAAUGGAACGGCCGAGGCGGAGGAUAGCGCUACGUUCCAUCGUGAGAUUCAACCUUCCGCCAUCCCGGAAGAGCACGAGCAACCGUCCCUGGUGAUGGUCCCGAUGGACGAUGGAAAGCAGACUACCCACGGACAGGGACCCACAGGCGGUGACGGCGGAAGCAGCAAUACGGUGGAACUGAAGCCACUGGAGGUGAAUCUUACCGAAGAGAACCCGAUGCCGGUGUUUAGCGAAUGGGCCCAAAAGCAGAUGGCCGAGGCGGAGAAGAAGCUGGGCGAGGUUGUGAACGCGUCGGCGAUGAAGAAAGGAACCAAACCGGCCGGCAGCAAGACCGGUGGCCCGAUGAAGCUUCGCGCGAAAAACUACGCAGCACCCGAGUGUGGCGCAAAGAUCAUCGCAUCGAACCCGGAAGCACAGAGCACGGGCUCUGUGCUGACGGCACCGAAGGACGAGUAUCUGCUUAAUCCGUGCACCAGCAAGAUUUGGUUCGUGGUGGAACUGUGUGAACCGGUCCAGGCCGAACGCAUCGAGCUGGCAAACUUCGAACUGUUCUCGUCGUCUCCGAAGGAGUUUAGCGUGUCGGUUAGCAAUCGAUUCCCUACGCGGGACUGGGCCAACGUGGGUCAGUUUACUGCGAAGGAUGAACGGGACGUACAGAGUUUCAUGCUCCAUCCCCAUCUGUUCGGAAAGUUCGUUCGCGUCGAGAUCCUUUCGCACUACAAUCAGGAGCAUUUUUGUCCGGUAUCGCUGUUCCGUGUGUAUGGUACGUCUGAGUUUGAGGCGUUCGAAACGGACAACACUCCCCUGCAGCCAGAUGAUGAUGAUGAUGAUGAAGAGGAUGAAGCGAUGGCUCCAUUAGUAGACAGGGAAAUUAUACUUGACGGAUUCCAAAGUGAACACAAGGAACCGUUGCCGAUGAAGAAUGAAGUUGGAAUCGAGGGUUCCCUUCGUGACGAUGAUCUGUUGCUGACUGAACCGGGUACCGGUGGACCGGUGGAUGGCAAUGGAAAGAAAACGGGAGGUAAACACCCAAAUAAUCUCCUCAAAUCAGCCGGCGAGGUAGUGAUGAGCAUGGUAAAGAAGGCGGCCGAAGCGCUCGGGAAAACCGGCAACGAUAGCAAUGACUUAUCGAACGGUACGGCGGAAGGCGGUGGUAGUGACCUUUCGUUCGCUCGUGGCACAGUUCUACAGCCGGGAGCAUCCCCAACAACAACAACAUCAUCACCACCAACAUCUUUAUCAUCAUCAUCAUCGCCGUCGACAACGAUGUCCUGCGUUACACUAGCUUAUACGAUACGUUGCGUUAAUUGUACCGACCGUUUCCGGGCUCGGCUCGAGUCCACGAUGAAUUGCAAACACAAUCUUCUCACUAGUCUACUAGGGAUCGUGCGAAUCGGACGGUCGUUCGAUUCCGCCCAGCAUUUUCUAUGUGCCAACGUGUUAGGGUUUAACUUGCCGCGAAAAACCGACUACACCGGUGCCGGUGAUGAGGGGGAACCGGCAGUGUGCUUAAAUAUGCGCUACAGUGUGCUCAAUCUGCUACCGGACGAGCUGGUCGCUGGGCUUUGCAACGUGGUUGCCUACAAUCUGAAGUUGAUACCGGCGAACCCAAGAACGUCGCCGGAUGUAAAAGGCGACGGAGGAGGAUCGCAAGGAGAAGAACAUCAGGCUCAUCGGGAGUUGCCAGUCGGUGAAAGAGAAACCGCUGGGAGAGACAUUCCACCACAACAUUCGAACGAUAAUGGACGACAAGUAGGACAGCAGGAGCAACAGGAACAGCGAGGGGAAAUUUCCUUCGAGGGAGAGACAGUAGAUCCGGAUGAUAGUAGUCCGUCACAGAAUACGCUCCCUCCGAAGGAAGACGUGAAUAUGUUUAAUGUUGCGACCGAACCUCCUCCCUCGUUAGAUGGGGCAGGAGGAGGUGAUGAACCGGGUCAGAAUUUGCCAUCAGCUACUGCGACAACAGGACAACAUCAAGACCAGCAGCAGCAGCAACAGCAGGAACGAGAAAAAGAAGAUCAUCAUCAUCAACACUGGGAAACGAUCGACGAAACCGAGGGAAUCCCUAUUGGAGGUGGUAUUGGUGCACCGUCUGGAGCCGGUGGAUCAAUGGUUGGCACGGGAUCGAACAACGGUCACGGAACGACAUCGAAUACACAAAAAGUGCAACCGGAAAGUGUUUUCCUUCGGCUUUCCAAUCGCAUAAAGGCCCUCGAAAGAAAUAUGAGCCUCUCAGGGCAGUACCUGGAGGAGCUUAGUCGCCGUUACCGGAAGCAGGUGGAAGAACUGCAACAUUCGUAUGCCAAGACGCUGCAUGAGAUUGAGGAGCAGAACCGGAAGAUGCGCGAAAGCGAAACAUCGCUGCGAGAGGUGAACGAUCAGUUGCGGCGCGAUCUGUUCGAGUUCCAGACGAUGGUGGUCGACUGGCGCAACGUGGUACUAGCGGUGCUCGGUGUCGUCGUGGUGUUGCUUCUCACUCUUAUCCUGUUCGUACGUUCCGUGUUGGCGUCGAGUGGGCGAAGGGCAAGUACAUCGGUUGGAGCGAGCAGCCAGCGACCGGCUCCGCUCCCACAGAGCGUUAUUGAUCGUGAGUUGGCACAGGUUGGCUCGGAUGCGAGGCCAAUCCGUGGUCGAAUGUUGCGUCGUAAGUCGAUCGAUGGCAUGCCGGUGGCGGGAGGAGGAGGGAAUGUUACCGGUGGUGGUGCGGGUGAUGGAUCCAUCAGUUGUGUAAGCAGUUCCUCUGGAGUCAUUAUUGCGACGGCCGAACCAUCCACCGGUGGUUCAUCGAUGUCUCCCGCGCGGUUGCGUAUAAAGCGACCAAGUGAGGAGGCACUCAACAUCAGUGGAACUUACAUGAACCUUCUCAUAGAUGAUGGUAGUGAGGGCGUUAAGGAACCACGUCCCAUUGGUCCGAUGACAGUGGAGCGGAAAAAAUCGAAACAUAAACACCGGAAAGUGUCCGCCCCAUCGAUGAUAGUCACGGUGGGGAAUGUGGCAACGUCUACUCCAUCGGCAAAUUCGGCCGUGUCUGGGGGACCACGAUACGAGCUCCCAAAACGUUCUACGUCGAUGAUUGAACCCCAAGAGCAACGGUUCCGGUUGGUGAAUGGAACUGGUUCCUCCGAUGGUGGGGGGCACGCGUCCCAAACGCCGGACCAUAGCAAUCGAAUCGAUGAGCUACCAUAUCUGGAGGAUAACGAUGAGUUUAUCAUUCCCACGGCGAGCGACCUUUCGUACGAUGAGUUUAUGCCCGGUUCGACCGUAUCGUCGGGAGCGAUUGCUGCGUUACGGGAAGAAAUGGUGGACGGUAGUGGUCGCUUGACUAAUGGAAGUGAAACUACCGAGGACGUUUCACCACUACCGACGGACUCCGCGAACAAUAGCGUGGUGCAACAAACGAAAAAAUCUUCAUCUCGUCGCCUUUCGUCGCCGGCUUUCUUUAAAACGUCACUCUUACGAUCGAGUCUCGGUUCGAAAAGACGAUCGUCGAAGAAAGGCUCCUCCAACGGGGAUAUCAAUGCUCCCGGGGGUAGCAGUAGCAGCAAUAGCAGCAACACUAGUAGUAAUAGCAGUAAUAGUUCUAACAUAAGCGGCAGUUCCAGCGCUGGGCAGCAUUCCACCGUGGCCAAUGGCGCACCGUCGGCAGGAGCGGACAGCGGUGACGGCGACAGAAAAGACAGCUGGUACCGGUGGUGGUCGGAAAACCGUAAGCAAGGUCCGUCACCAUCGACCGCAUCAUCUAGUCAGCAGGAUGCGUCCACUUUCUCCUCCUCGUCGUUGUCCUCUAAGCACCAGGCCCGGCGGGAGCGGCUGAAGGCAAAGUCGGAAAGUCCUCCCGCAGUGACCGGUGGUUCGCUGAUAGAGGAACAGCCAACUCCGGUGAAGCUUUCCGUUUCGUUCAAUGGCGAUCUACCGACCAACGGCGGAGGUAGCAACGGAGGUGGGCUGGAACGGAAGACAACCGGCGGCAGCCGGGGUAGCAUCAGACGGUUGUUCCGGAAGGUGUUUUAGCAGGUGCACAAGAAGCAACCGGUGUUGUAGCCGCGUCGAUAUUAAUUAAACAAAAACCGUAUAGACUGAACCCCUCCCCCUCGAUGAAGAACCCCCUUUUCCAUAACGUGAUCAUGCUCGUAGCAAAGAAGGAAGAAAGUGAUAAUCUUUGUUGAAAGCCACUAACCCAAAUUUACUAAUUUCCCAACCACCUGUAAACCCUUUUUGAACCGGAGUACUAGACGAAGCGAGGAAUUCCUAUACCUUUUCUCCCUUUCUUAUACAUAUAUCUAUUACGCCGUUCCCUUUUGUAUGCUUUAUUUUGUCAUCUUUGUCCUAGUUAAGUUAUGUAUAUCGUAAGUGUGUAUUCGUUAGUCACAAGCUGUAGGAAUGUGGUAAGAUAAAUUGUAAAGAAAAUCAAGUUAAACCCAAAUUAGUGAUAAACUGCUAGUAGCUGUUGUAACAAAUUGUACCCGCUAGAAGCAAACAAAUUGUGCAAUGAUUAUUGUUUUCAAAAAAAGUUUCGUGUCUUGUUUUCGUUCAUUCAACUAGCAAGCUAAACCACUCUUUAAAUGCAGUUUCUCUUUUAAAAACCGAGUUAAACGAUGCACCUUUCACUUAACGCUAGUUUUGAAACUAGUGGUAACUAGUUUCGUUGCCAUGGUAAUUUGAGUUUACUAGUCUCUUGAAGCGUUCGUCAGCUAACGUUAGGUGAAUGUUGCUUCGGUUUAAAAUGGGCUGGCUUAUUGGUCAACUCACACCGUUUCCAGCAAACAAAUAGUUUUCGGUAUAAUGAAGCUAGAUUAACUAGGGUAGAUCUUUGAAUGUGCAUUCGUGACUGUUCCUUGCCUUAGGUGUUUAUUGUUCGAAAUUAAUGUUACAAAGAUAACUGUUCUCGUUCGAUCGAGCGAAUUGGGGAAGAAUUGUUUUUUAAAGUAAAUUGGACAAAAAUAUACGAACCAGCUUUAGGAUGGGGUAAGGCCAACUUCGUUUUCGUGUUCUGAUGUAGAAGGGUGGAAAUUUCGAAAAGGAUAAUGUUAAAGACAGACGCAUCGAAGUUCUUGAUUCGGCAUUCUCGGUUUAACCAAAAAUUAGAUGUACGAAAUUGUUAAUACACUAAACAAGGGGCGAAUGGCGAUUGGCCAUCAGAUGAUAAGUUAACACACGUUGACAGAUUCUAAAUUGUAUGUGGGAAUUUUUUCUCCUACAAACAAGGGGUUUCAAACUGAAGGGGAAACAUUGAACCGAACAAUGGAAAAUAAGACAAGUUUAGCAACACCACAAAUUGUACUAGCAUAUGCGAAAAACACGUUACAGUGAAAGAAGUAGCAAAAUCCAAUAAAAUAAAUAAAAUAAAAGCAGUUUAACAUAAUCGUAUCAGUAAUCGUCUAGUAGCUUCUAUUGAUUGAGAAUGGAGACAAGGAAAUUUGAACGAAAAAAACGAGUUUACAUAUAGUCCGGGUCAAGUUAGAAAUAAUAAAUUAUUUUGUUCAUCCAA